Pseudonaja textilis is the source of this 445-nucleotide messenger RNA. The record is from RefSeq and is a predicted model, not a curated record. NCBI's taxonomy places the organism in Eukaryota, Metazoa, Chordata, Lepidosauria, Squamata, Elapidae.
GUGCUUUCUGUAUCCAAAGACGGAGAGCUUCACCAAAAAUUUGAGAAACUUAUUUCUGAAAUCAACAAACCAGGAGCCAAUUAUAUCCUCAGUCUAGCCAACCGGCUCUUUGGAGAAACAUCAUAUGAUUUUCUUGCAUCAUUUAUAGAAUCCACUGAGAAAUUCUACCAUGCAGGUCUGGAGAAACUUAACUUCAAACAAGCUUCAGAAGAUUCGAGAAGACAUAUAAAUGCUUGGGUAGAAGAAAAAACCUCAGGUGAGAACGAUAAUAAGAGUUUAGUAUCUGCAUUCAGUAAGACAUGCAAUAUUGUGUGUGCAUGUGAGAGAAACAGACAAGGCAGGCAAAACCACCAUAGUUAACUUUUACUUGCUACUUUGAAGCCCAUCAAACCUCUAUGAAAUUCUAGCCAAGAAUAGUUGUUUGAUUUUGUCCAUGGACACAUCU